AUGUCUUGCCCCCUCGCUGGUGCAUAUAUUGGCAACUUCGCUGCUUGUCUUACGCUGAUUACGGCCUUCUAUACCGCUUUUGUUCUUAACAAAGCAGAACCCGGUGUUUGUCGUACCGCACUGCCAAUUCCGAAGGGAGAAACGGGCAACCCGGGGCCGCAAGGCAUCCCCGGUGACCGUGGCCCACAAGGCGAUCGUGGAGAUCGUGGAGAUCGUGGAGACCAAGGGGGGGUCGUCGUGGCCCACCAGGAAUAUGCCACUGCCGUUGCUGCUGCCGCCGCGCAGCCGCCUCCACCUCCGCCUCUGCCUCUGUCUGUGCCUGUGCCUGUGCCUCUCCCUCCGCCUCUCCCUCCGCGUCCAAACCCCUGCCCGGCUAUAUGGCGGCCACGAUGUCCUCCAAAGCCCGCACUCGAAAAUAGCGGACCGAAGCCGUGGAGGCCGGGAAGGCAAAAGAGGCCGCCCAGGUCUUGCUGGACAACGGGACAGUCGUGGCCCACCAGGAAUAUGCCACUGCCGUUACGGCCUUAUACGCCGCCUCCUAGCUCCCCGGCACGAUGGAUUUCCAUUAUUUCUUCGACAACUUCGCAGCAUGUCAAUCGGGAAAUCUCACAAGAGCCGGUCGUGCGCCAGCGUUGCGCCGACUGGAAGAAUGGCCCAAGCAAGUGCAAGCGCGAAAAAUCAACAAGGCUCCGCAACCACCUCGACAUCAGCACAUCACCCCGGGGACUGUACAUGGUGUCGAAAGCGCGUAUUCACAUUUGUUGGUCACCUUUACCUAAAUGGUGGCCGUCUAAAAGGGUGUUGAAGAUGUCUGACAGUGGGCUUCUUUCCGAGGAGAGCUUCGCAUGGUGCGUUGAGAAGAGCGGGUUGAGGAGGAAUGUUUUCCAGAGCUAUGGUGACGGCGAGAUCACAGUAUCGAUUUAG
Aaosphaeria arxii CBS 175.79 is the source of this 924-nucleotide messenger RNA. RefSeq lists its product as uncharacterized. The coding region runs from base 1 to 924 and encodes 307 amino acids. NCBI's taxonomy places the organism in Eukaryota, Fungi, Ascomycota, Dothideomycetes, Pleosporales. The record is from RefSeq and is a predicted model, not a curated record. The transcript has 2 exons.